Messenger RNA from Volvox carteri f. nagariensis, 2760 nucleotides. RefSeq lists its product as uncharacterized. The transcript has 10 exons. Lineage: Eukaryota; Viridiplantae; Chlorophyta; Chlorophyceae; Chlamydomonadales; Volvocaceae. The record is from RefSeq and is a predicted model, not a curated record. Gene Ontology annotation, cellular component: actin filament; cytoplasm. The coding region runs from base 1 to 2760 and encodes 919 amino acids. Gene Ontology annotation, molecular function: actin binding; microtubule binding. Gene Ontology annotation, biological process: actin filament polymerization.
AUGGCGUUUUCUAUUCAGAUUUUGACUUGGCCCGUAAUCGUAAUCGACGAUUAUGUCUGCGACGCUUCGGUGUACAGUAGCCCGCGCAAAUCAGGCGAAGAAGUCGGCCUUUCGGCCACCAAGGCACAAACCAGCUACAAGACGAAGAAUGCUUUCCUAGUGUGGAGUUUGUUACACGAGCGCAACUCGUCAAUUAGCUUUGCUCCUUUACAAUGCGACGGCUACGGCUAUGGUACGCAGGCUGUGGCAUUAUGUGCGGCGGGUCGCGGCGCCAAGGCCGACCCAUGGGUCGCGGGUCUGGGCUUCCGGCUGCGCCUCUCCGAGGAGGUUUGGGUUGCGUGUGCAUCUAGUGUUGGCCUUCAGCUCCAUAACGCCAACACAGAUCGCGCGGCCGCUCCGGCGCCUCCUCCUGGUGGUGCGCCUCCUCCUGCCGCUAGGGAUGGAGAUCGCGGGCGCGAAGAAAGAGGAGGAGAACCACACGGGGGGCUGGCGGUUCCGGAGCUUCGUAAGCUGCAGGCGCAGCUAGAGCCGCAGCCGGUGGAGAUGCUGUUGGUGACGCCGCUCGUCUGCGAUGACGUGUUGCCGACGGCGCUGAUGCGCCGCCUGGCAAUGGCAUUCGACCCCGCCGGCGCCACGCCGUACUGGCGCCAACACCGGUACGGCAGGCGUAAGACGCCGUUCUUCAGCUACCUGUAUCGGCUGGAUCAGCCGCCCACGUCGGUGGUGGAGGAAGCAAUUCAGGAGCUACACAGGCGACUGCUACUGCCGCUGCUACAGACCGCCAAGUCGGAAGGGCAGCAACAGCUACAGCAGCAACCGGAAUCGGCAUCAUUCCCAGCCCCUUUUGGGGCCCCUACUCCGCCGCCACGGCCCCAUUCCGAGACGGAUUCCGUAUUGGAGUUCCGUACGACGGGCUCGGCGGCGGAGCGGGCGGCGGGGUUCACGGCUUUAGCGGUGGCGCCAACGGCGGUUCCUUCCGCAACGGGGCGGCGACCGCCCGCGGUGGCAGUGGUGGAGUGGUGGGCGCAUCACCGCGACCCGGCAGCGGCGCACCAGCUGCACUUCGACGUCAAUGAAGACGUCCUGAGACGGGGUCUGGACGCGUACCACCUGGUCCACCCCAUGAUCAGCAGCGUGCUUUUCCUGCCGACGGCGCCGCUGCCGCUGCCGGUGGCGGUGACGGCGGCGGCGGCGGCGGCGGGCGCCAAUGUCGCGGAGGCGGCCAAUGUCGCGGAGGUGGCCGUAGCCGCGGCGCUCCGUGGCGAGGAGGCGGCGACCGCGAGAUCUCUAAAAUCGGUGUCUGAUCUACCUUUGCCAUCUUCAUCGCCUCCUCCGCCUCCAAAGCCAUUUUCGUAUUCGGGUCGUGCCUUGCCGGGAUCUGGACCUGGAUUCGGAUUCGGAUUCGGAUCCCGUGGAGAAGGGAAUGAUGGACAGGAGGCACAGGGGCACGUGCGCUCGGACCCCAUCGCAGCCGCUGACCACCCCGCGCCAUCGACGUCGCCGUCACCGUCCCCCGUCGCGCUGCGGGCCUGGGCCAUAGGGCCCCGCCAAAAUCGGUUGCUUCUCUUCCCGGGGAACCUCCUACACGGCGUCGUACCGCAGCCCUUCCCUCCGAAACCAAAACUGCCGCCGCUGCGGCCGUCCUCGUCGCCGCCGAGGGUACAGUGCCCACUGGCGCCGCCGCCGCCAUUGCCGCAGCGGGACGACGCAGCGUCUAGGUCUCCUCUCCCGCCCUUCCCCGACCCUACAAGACAGCGUCAGCAUCCGCCGCCGCCGCCGCCGUCUCGGCCGGCAGUGGUUACCCGGUCGCAACUUGGGACAGCAGCGGCGGCAGCUGUUCCGCCGCCGCCGCGCCGUAUUACAUUGAUGAUGGCAUGGUGCUUUCAGACCGCCCCCAUCACUUCGACCACCAAAGUGGAAAACAACAUUUGCGACAACGUCGGGGUCGACAACUCGGGCAACUGGAGGACCGUGGAUAUGCAGACGCGGGACGACGAGAAGCAGGACGUAACAGUAAAACCGGCAGUAGCGGCAGUAGUGCCCGCCGCCAGCGCCGUAGCCACCGCCCGCGCUAUCGGCGGCAGUAGCGGCGACGGCGCUGCCGGCAGAGCUCUUCCUUCUCCGCCGCCGCGUCCUCCUCGCGAUGACUCCUUGACGGCGCCUGCUGGUCGUCGUACAUCGCAGCCGCAGCUCUCUUGGCGGCACUGGUUCGCUGCCCUGCAGGAUAGAAACCCGGUUUCGGAGCCCUCCUAUAACGCAGACGGCAGCAGCAGCGGCGGCGGCGGUGGCGGUGGUGGCGGCGGGGUCACGCGGCUACGUUGGGCCGUUCCAGAGUGCGUCUCCCCCGCCUGGGUGACAGUGGGGGCUACGCAAACGAGGAAGGAGCAGGAGGCGGAGGAGGAGGAGGAGGCGAGGUGGGAGCUGACGCGACAGGCCCUUCGGGGUAUGGCAAUUGCCCUGGGCGUACUGCCAGAGCCAUUGAUUGCGGAAGUUGUCCAGUGGCGGCAGCAGCAGCAGCAACAGCAACAGCAGCAAGAGCAGAAGGACGGGGCAGAGGGUUUGCAGGAGGGGGAGCACAAGGACGAGGAAGGGAAGGAGGGGGAGGAGGGGGGCGAGGGGGAGGGUGGUGGUAGCCUGCAGGAGCCGUCAGCGGCUCUCCGCCGUGUCAUGGAGGCCCUGCAGCUGCCGGACCUAAGGCUCUUCCUGAGGCACCCUCGGGAGUUGGAGCACCUCUACCUGCCGCCUGCCGCCGGAGUGUAG